Molecule: messenger RNA, 821 nt
Organism: Metopolophium dirhodum (rose-grain aphid)
Lineage: Eukaryota; Metazoa; Arthropoda; Insecta; Hemiptera; Aphididae
Exons: 3
Coding region: 1-423 (140 amino acids)
Source: RefSeq, a predicted model, not a curated record
AUGACGGAUGCAACUACUGUUCUAGAUGAGCUUGUCAAAGCUAAGGAAAGUAUUAAACGUAAAUAUAUCGCAUUAAAAACAGGCUCGGAUAAUGUUCAACAACUAAUGACACAGACAUUAAAACCAAUAAUCGAUCCAUUAACUAAAAUAUCGAAUAAACCUCAGAAUGUGUCGAUAAGAUCAUUCAACCACCAACUGAUGACGAUAAAAACAAAGAAAUUAACGUAUAACAGCUAUGAUGACAAGAGGGUGGUGCUAGAGGAUAAAAUACAUACAUUAGCACAUGGACAUUAUAGUAUAGAGGAAGAUGAACCCGAGGAUGAAUGGCCUGAACUCGACUAUGAGGUAGAUGACAGAGGGCGACGAUUGAGUAAACUGGAUAAAGAGUUUAUGAGGGAGCUUCUUUGUUACACAACUAAAUAGUUUUAUUUCAGAAACUUUACUUAUUUUUUUUGUUAUAUAGUUUUAUUGUUUUGUUAUAUAUUGAUUAUUGUAAAUAACUUGUAAAUAUUAUCCUAUUAAUUGUUAUAUAAUGUAAAUACUUGAUAAUAGAUUAUUGUGUAAUUUGUAAAAUAUUAGAUUAGUGUAUAAAUUUGUAGUAUUAACACCUUUAUAAUGUAUACUUUGUAUGUAAAUGUAUAAUUUUUAUAUUGUAUAAUUUGUAAAUACUCUAUACCGUAUCAGUAUGCUUUUGCUAGAUAUGUAAGAUAGUUUACAAUGUUUUCUUGUAAUAUUUUUUUUUUCCUGUAUAAUUGUUUAAGCUAUAACCAUGUUUUUGCCAAUAUAUUUAAUUAAAAAAUCUUAUAAAUGUAUAAAUAAAA